CGAGACUUGUACUUGGAUAUUCUCCUUGACUUGGAGAAACCCUCCGAUGUAUCCCAGUGCCAGUCUUGUCAGAUUGGUGAAGGGAAAUUCCGCUGUUUGACUUGCAGUGGAGAUCAGACAUUCUGUCGUUCUUGCAUUGUCAAUGCUCACCAGUUUUUGCCCUUCCACAAGGUUCAAGAGUGGACUGGGAAAUGCUUCAACGACACAUCACUUGAAGAAUUGGGUUUUAUCUGGUAUAUGGGCCAUGGGGGACAACCAUGUCCAUUUUCUGACGACAUGCAUGCAUGGGAGAAUAUUCCGAUGGACGCAGAGGCCGAUUUUUCACCAAUGGAGACAGUUCAUGGUUCAACUAUACCAACCAAGUUGACCAUUGUACAUUCCACUGGAGUGUUUUUGCACAACAUUGUCUGGUGCAGCUGUCCUGGGGUCGAUUGUCAGCAGCAUUUGCAAUUGCUGAAAGCUAAAUUAUUUCCAGCCAGUAUCACUCGACCACAGACUGCCUUUACUUUUGAUGUCCUCAAUCAUUUUCUAAUUGACGCACUGGAGUGCAAGACUUCAGCAUCCAGCUUCUUUGAAAAAAUCCGUCGAAUGACCAAUAACUGUUUCCCAGAUACUGUUCCUAAUCGAUAUCGAGAACUUAUGAGAGUGUCUCGACUGUGGAGAGACUUGAUGAGUCGAAAAUGGUUUGGCUUUGCCCAUAAUGAUGAGCAGAAACUGGACAAGGGUGAUCUGGCUUGGUUUUGCCCUGCUUGUCCACAGCCUGGGAUUAACCUACCUCCUGACUGGCAAGCCAGAUAUGAAAGGCAACCAGAGAGUUGUUGGCUUGUUUCACAAAGAUAUGUGGUAGACGGGAACUUCACUGCUCAACAUAUGGUAAUGAGAAAACCACAGUUGGACAUUAGUUUGUCAGACGGGCUUGGGUAUAUGGUGAAAGAUCAAGAAUACCAGACUCAUCUGUCAUCGGCUGUAGAAAGUAAAGAGCGGUCUUCUUGCAGCAAUCAUCGUGCAGUAAAUGCAGCCAAUAUCAGCAGGAGCAAUCUUCGAGCUACAGGUGUAGAAGCAACUGCUUGUGCUCGACAUGGAUGCUUUGUUCCUCAUAGUAUAGUUGAUUUUCAGAAGGGCGAAAGACACAUGAAUAUUGACUACUCAAUAUGCAAUGCAUUGAAUUAUCAUUCAGCUGGUAUAGACUCUUUCCUCAUCAUUUAUGAUGUGGGGUGUCAGUGGAGCAUUAAUUUUCUACAGAGAGUAGCCCAGAGCAAGGGCUUGUCUGUACCUGAAGAUAUGCACAUCGUUCCAGCAGGGCUGGACAUGUUGAUGGGGAGAUUUUGGAGACUCUGUGGGCACCAUUCAAUAAGAUCUCCCCAACUGCUCGUGAAGACUCUCUUGAAAAAGUACAAACGAGCUCUCAAAGGUGUUGAUGACACAAAGUCUCCCUUUGACGAGCUCACUCUGUCUCUGGACCCUGAGAAGAUUUCGAUAUGGAAGAUCGAUGAGAAAAAGGCCAUGGAACAACGUGGAGAGUAUCUUGACAUCUAUCAGUUGCAGAUGAACAAAGCUCCAACUAUGGCAGAGAUUAGACUCAAAUUAACUGAGUCUGAGAAUACUGACACUAGCAAACCUGGGACAGUCUCUUGGCUCAUUACUGGCAUCAAUCUGGAGGAUUUACAGGAUGGACUAAGGGCAGAUAUUCGACAACUUCCUACUGAUGCAACCCCAGGACAGAAAGUUUCUAUAGAAGAGAAGCGACAGAGAUUGACAGCUAGGAUAGCUAAAUUUCAUGAAACAGCCGAUGCCAUGACUGCUGGUAUGGAUCUUGGAACUGCAACAGUGCAUUCCGACGAUCCUAGAUUCUGCUAUGCAGGUCAUGAUGAAAAUGGUUGGGGAGAGGUCUCAGAUGAAGAGAUCUCAGAGUAUAUUGACGAAGAAAUUUUGGCUGAAGAGAUGGGUAUCUGGAUGCCAUCAUCAGUGCCCUACCAGGAUGCAUUGGCUCUCGGACUGGGUCCCCUCCAAGCUGAAGAAUUAGAACUUCGAAAGGGCCAAGCCAAUGACUGCCUCGAAAAGCUUCGAAUGGCCCUUGGUCAUAAGGCCAUCAUCUAUCGUCAGUAUUUUCGAAGUGCUAAUUCUACAUGGGCUGGGACUAGGUCAAAGCAAGAAGCUCAACGCUGUCAGCUCAAAAUUGACAAGUGUAUAAGAAGCUAUCAGAGGGCAAGGUCAGCAAUGGAAGGUCUAGGCAUGGACAAAGCCACCUUGGGGAGUCUUUAUCAGCCAAUAUCGCCUACAGAGCUCAGUAUAGACAAAGAGGUGACAGAAGAAAAUAGAUUUGGACAAGGGUCAGACAGGCUGGCUUGGUUUUGGAGGGGAAAUAAUGCAAGCCAAGGUCAAGACGAUGCCUGGAUAGAUGAAUUCUACAGGGUGAACUGGUUGAAGGCUAAGGCUAGAUGGAAUAGAUGGCAAGAGGAAUUAAGGCUGGUAAGACAUGAAAUGAGUUGGACCAUAAACUGGUUCAAGUACCACCAGAAUGAAUGGGAGAGAAGGGAUGGCCAAGCUACCAGACCUGGUCAUCAAGCCUAUGCUUAUCAGCAGGUCUUGAUGUGGGGAAGAUUUGUUGAGGAGGCAGAGAAAAAUUUCAAUGGAUGUCAAUUUAUACUUUGA
This is a messenger RNA of Suillus plorans, 2652 nucleotides long. RefSeq lists its product as uncharacterized. The record is from RefSeq and is a predicted model, not a curated record. The transcript has 11 exons. The annotation marks the transcript as partial. NCBI's taxonomy places the organism in Eukaryota, Fungi, Basidiomycota, Agaricomycetes, Boletales, Suillaceae.